UGACAGCAUUAGGGCGCGACGCGCUCGGGGCCGGGCGGCGGCGGGAGCGGUCGUGCGAACGCCUGCAGCGGUAGUUGUGUCCGCGGCUGUGGCCGCAGCCGGGGUCUGCGGACAGGGGCAGCGCGGGCCCGGGCUUCCCGGCCCCUCGCGGCAGAGCCGGCAGCGCCGCGCCCCAGCCGCCGCCCGCCCCAGCCGCCGGAGGGAGUUGGGGUCCGCCGGGCGCGGGCAGGGCCCCGGCCCCCCACCUCCGCGCCUCCCCGGGGGCUCCGCUCCGGAUUUCCAAAUUUACAGGAUGGCUGAACAUUAAUGGAAAGAGAAGCAUAAACUUACUUUCUUUCACUAUGGAUGCAGGUUUGGCAGAUGGAGAACCCGAUCAAACUUCGAUCUUGCCAUAUUCAGAAGUUGCUGAAGUUCAAGAGACACUUCUUGGUGAUAGCAAAGAUGUCCUUGGGCCAUCAACUGUGGUAGCAAACAGUGACGAAUCUCAACUUCUGACACCAGGAAAGAUGAGUCAGCGCCAAGGGAAAGAAGCUUAUCCAACACCAACCAAAGAUUUGUAUCAGACAUCUUUUAGUCCAGCAAGUCCUCAUAGUCAGGGUUUUGAAAGAGGAAAGGAAGACAUUUCUCAAAAUAAAGAUGAAUCUUCACUUUCUAUGUCAAAGAGCAAGUCUGAAUCUAAACUUUAUAAUGGCUCGGAGAAGGAUAGUUCUGCUUCAAGCAAGCUCACAAAAAAAGAAUCUCUCAAGGUGCAAAAGAAAAAUUACCGGGAAGAAAAGAAAAGAGCCACAAAGGAGUUACUCAGUACAAUCACAGAUCCUUCUGUUAUUGUUAUGGCUGAUUGGUUGAAGAUUCGUGGUACUCUAAAGAGCUGGACCAAGUUGUGGUGUGUUUUGAAACCUGGGGUGCUACUGAUUUAUAAAACCCAAAAAAAUGGCCAGUGGGUUGGAACAGUCCUUCUGAAUGCCUGUGAAAUCAUUGAGCGUCCAUCAAAAAAGGAUGGCUUUUGUUUUAAACUUUUUCAUCCUUUGGAGCAGUCUAUUUGGGCAGUGAAGGGUCCAAAAGGUGAAGCAGUUGGAUCUAUAACUCAGCCCUUACCUAGCAGUUACCUGAUCAUCCGAGCCACUUCAGAGUCAGAUGGAAGGUGCUGGAUGGAUGCUUUGGAGUUGGCUUUGAAAUGUUCUAGUCUUCUUAAACGUACAAUGAUCAGGGAAGGAAAGGAACACGACCUGAGCAUUUCAUCAGAGAGCACACAUGUGACUUUGUAUGGCUUAUUACGUGCUAACAAUCUCCAUAGCGGUGACAACUUUCAGUUAAAUGAUAGUGAAAUUGAACGACAGCAUUUUAAGGACCAAGAUAUGUAUUCUGAUAAAUCUGAUAAAGAAAAUGAUCAAGAGCAUGAUGAGUCUGAUAAUGAGGUGAUGGGGAAAAGUGAAGAAAGUGACACAGAUACAUCAGAAAGGCAAGAUGACUCUUACAUCGAACCUGAGCCCAUUGAGCCUUUAAAAGAGACUACCUACACCGAACAGAGCCAUGAAGAACUAGGAGAGGCAGGUGAGGCUUCUCAAACAGAAACUGUGUCUGAAGAAAAUAAAAGCCUCAUCUGGACAUUGCUGAAACAGGUCCGUCCUGGCAUGGACUUGUCCAGGGUGGUUCUGCCUACAUUUAUUUUGGAACCUCGUUCUUUCCUGGAUAAACUUUCAGAUUACUACUAUCAUGCAGAUUUCUUAUCUGAGGCUGCUCUUGAAGAAAAUCCUUAUUUCCGUUUGAGGAAAGUAGUAAAAUGGUAUUUGUCAGGAUUCUAUAAAAAGCCAAAGGGACUGAAGAAACCUUACAAUCCUAUACUUGGUGAGACUUUCCGUUGUUUGUGGAUUCAUCCCAGAACAAACAGCAAAACUUUUUAUAUUGCUGAACAGGUGUCCCAUCAUCCACCAAUAUCUGCCUUUUAUGUUAGUAAUCGAAAGGAUGGAUUUUGCCUUAGUGGGAGUAUCCUGGCUAAGUCCAAGUUCUAUGGAAACUCAUUGUCUGCAAUAUUAGAAGGAGAAGCACGAUUAACUUUCUUGAAUAGAGGUGAAGAUUAUGUCAUGACAAUGCCAUAUGCUCAUUGUAAAGGAAUUCUUUAUGGCACAAUGACACUGGAGCUUGGUGGAAUAGUCAAUAUUACAUGUCAAAAAACUGGAUACAGUGCAAUACUUGAAUUCAAACUAAAGCCAUUUCUAGGUAGUAGUGACUGUGUUAAUCAAAUAUCAGGGAAACUUAAAUUGGGAAAAGAAGUCCUAGCUACUUUGGAAGGCCAUUGGGUAAGUAUUUUUGUAUUUUCUCUUGACAAGAAGACUGAGAACACUGAGGUUUUCUGGAUAACCACAACACCAGACAUUAAGCAGUGGGAAUUCAAGUCUAUUCUAUGUAAAUUUGAUUUGCUUUUUUAAUGCUGUUUGUAUACAUCUACUAGACUCUGGCAGCGGGUAACUCGAGCCAUAAAUGCCAAAGACCAAACAGAAGCUACUCAAGAGAAGUAUGUUUUAGAAGAAGCUCAAAGACAAGCUGCCAGAGAUCGGAAAACAAAAAGUGAGGAGUGGACAUGCAAGUUAUUUGAACUUGAUCCACUCACAGGAGAAUGGCAUUACAAGUUUGCAGAUACUAGACCAUGGGACCCACUUAAUGAUAUGAUACAGUUCGAAAAAGAUGGUGUUAUCCAGACCAAAGUGAAACAUCGCACUCCAAUGGUUAGUGUCCCCAAAAUGAAACAUAAGCCAACCAGGCAACAGAAGAAAGUGGCAAAAGGCUAUUCUUCCCCAGAACCUGAUAUCCAGGACUCAUCUGGAAGUGAAGCUCAAUCAGUGAAACCAAAUACAAGAAGAAAGAAAGGGAUAGAACUGGGAGACAUUCAAAAUUCCAUUGAAUCUAUAAAACAAACACAGGAAGAAAUUAAAAGAAAUAUUAUGGCUCUUCGAAAUCAUUUAGUUUCAAGCGCACCUGCCACGGAUUAUUUUCUGCAACAAAAAGACUACUUCAUCAUUUUCCUCCUGAUUUUGCUUCAAGUCAUAAUAAACUUCAUGUUUAAGUAGAAGUUCCUUACAGUUGAAUUAAUGAACUGGAAUAAUCAGAUUUGGCCUGGGACCAAUGGUCAAGUGGCUUUGGUCUUUAUUAAAAUGUCACAAUAUUUCUAAAACAAAAAUCUUAGAGAUAAAUGUAGAGGUGUUGACCUUUCAUACCUUUUAUUCUUAACCUGGUAUAAGAACUAUUGGUUAUUAAAGUGAGCUAUGUGUUAAGUGCCAGAACAUUUCUAGCUUUUGUGACAAUGUGUUUACAUGUGAAUAUGAUAAAUCCACAUGUACACACAAUUGUGUCUUAUGUAUACCUGACAGUAGUCUUUGUAUUCUAUAGUAUGUUCUGAGAUAUAGCAUUCAUAACAAAUAUUGUCAAUCUUAGGAAAUCUAUAUAGCAAUCUAUUUUCUUCAUAAAACAGGCACAAGACUUUUAUCAAUAAGGAAUUACGGAAUGGGAAUGAUUGCAAAAUAGACAUAAAUAGUUCAAAACACUGUCCUGUUUAAAAAUCAUUUCCAAAGCACCCAGUUCAGUUAUCUUCUUAGAAACAGAAAAAAAAAAAAAAAGUGUAGGCAAAAUUGAUGUACUGAGAGAGACAAGAUGGCAAAUUGCUUUUUUCAAAGUUUACACAUGAUUUUUUUAACCCCUGGAAUUUAAUAUUUAUAGCUACAGGUAUAAAUGUGUGUGUAUGUAUAUCAACAUAAAAAAACUGGUAUGCAGCUAUUUGGACCUAUUGAUUAUAUCUUUCUUAUAUAAUAUACCACCUCAAGCACUUGCUUAAAAGAGUGUGGUCAAAAUUUAUUGCUGUCCUUUUUUCUUAUUUCUGUUUUUUGUAACUCCAUUGGUCCAAUCACUAGGCCAAAUUUUAGAGAUGUUUGUAGGGCAUAUGAAAUUCUGAUAAUUUAUGGGGUUUUUUUCAUUAUGAAAAAUUUAGCUUUUGUUUAGACCCUAGUGUGUUCAGUGAAUGAGUAGAAAAAAAUUAUAACCAAUAUUAUAUUUCAAAAGCCAAAUAAGAGAAAGGCAAUAAGAAAAGACACUUAGUGUGGUACCAUUUAUGUAUACAUUACAAUUGAUUUCUUUAAAAUGUGCAAUAAGUUGAGCAUCUAAGAAGAGCAUCAAGGUCUGAAGUUUAAUUCCUUAUUUGCCUUCUCUGUUCUGAGCAACUUCAUUCUAUAAUAAAACCACGAUUUUUCACGACUUUUUUAUUCAGGCUCAGGCAAACUUUUUCCUAAUUUUUUGAGAGGGAGUUAAUAUUUUUACUUUUGUCAUAAAUAUUUACAGUCCUCAGAAGCAAUUUUUGCAAAUGUAGUUAAGCUUAGGAAGAUAUAUCUCAGAAUCCUGAAAGUAAAGAUUUCAAAAUGGUUAUUAAUGAAUAAAAGUCAGAAUAAUUAUUCUGGCUACUUUUGCCUUUGAGUAAGAAGAGGCUGUGAGACCCUAGUAAGAUUACAAUCAACUAUUUAUGCCAUGAUAAAUAUAAAAUCAAGGAACGAUUGCUAAAUUUAAAAAAUCAAAAGUGAUAAAAAAAAAAAGAGCUGGCUUUUUUUCCCCUAAUCAGUAUACCUAUUUUAAGUAGCCUUAGGUUUUAUGAAGAGCCAUAUCCCAUGUAAUUUUGGCAAAAUAAUGCUCUAUUCCAUAUGUACGUGUGAAAAAAAAUUUUUAAUUGAAAUAUAAGUAAGAUGUACUUAAGCCUUUUAAGUAUAGGUAUACUAUGACUACACAGAACAGGUGGGAUCUGUUUGUAUUUGAGACUUGUCAGUAUAAUUUUUGUACUCACUUUCUGUUACCAAUGUUAUAUGCUCAACUGCCUACUCAUUUAUAUUAUUUUGUAAAUAUUGUACAAUUUGAUCCUUUUUAUGGUUUAAAUUAGUAUUUAUAUCAUAUAUAAAUAAGUUGAUUGGCUGAUCACAAAAAUCAUUUCAUCAUUGAACCUGGAAAACUUAAAAUUUCUUGUUGGUAACCCCCCUUUGGGGUUUUAGUCUUACUCACUUGUGUGUUAUUUUCUUUUGGUCUAAAUAGUGUUUUAUUUGUAUAGGUAUCUUCUAAGACUGGAAAGGUAGUUACUUUUUUUUCUUUUUAAGACAGAUGUUUUGGGUUCUUUACUCAAGAAGUCAAAAACUAUUUCAUGAAAAAGAGCAGGGUUACUCAUGACUGUUUCUUAUACACUGAAAGCAUAGAUCUAAUCUAAUAGUCUUAUGCUUUUGGUUGUAUGAGUUCCUUUCUGUGAACUGAACACAAAACUCAGGAAUCGGUGGCUUAGUUUUAGAUCAGUGCUUGUGCUGGGCUUAGCAUGUGAAUCCUUUAAAACACGUAAUUAACUUUGUAUGUAGCCAUAUAUAUAAUUGACUUUGAAUGUUCUCUACCUGAGAUUAAUAUUCCUUCAAACAUGGAUUCAUAAAAAUUGUGAUUAACAGUUCCCAGUUGUCUGAGAGCCUCAUGAUGGUUUCUAGGAUUUAAGAUCUUACGACCACUUUUUUUCAUUUGAUCAAAAAUUUUAUUUUUUCACAUGAAAAUUUAUAUGCAUUUGUUUAGUUAUUAAAUGUACUAUGCCUUCAGUCAUCCACCAUUUAGUGAGGUGUAGCUGGCCCAGGAAUAGACCAUAAAUGGGGUAUAUGAAACAAGUAAGUCUCAGCAAUAGAUACUUUACUUGUAUUUCAUGUUAGUACUUUUUUGUAUGACUUAUAAAGGUACAGUGUAAUCUUUGUCACCAUUCCAUUGAAGAAGUUGGCCUUGUAAAAUGGAACACUCAUUUAGUAUUCACGCUUUUGUGCCUUUAAGAAAAUACUUUUGUUAUUUUUGUGUUACAGAACUCUACAAUAUGAUUCAAAGUGUUUAUAGGCUUACUUGUCAUAAAGGGUCAUUUCUCUGUGUCAUUUUUAUUUCCUUUUAUAUAGCUAUAGUAUAUUUAAACAGUAAUGCUGUACUUUUAUAAGGGUUUGUCUAUUUAACUAUUUCAGAUACAUUCACUCUCAGACAUCAUUGAAGUAGACUUGUCAGAUUAUUCUGAGUAUUGUAAACAGUGCCUUUUUGAUGGAAUUCACACUGUUUUGGGUGUCCACUUGUGCCAUAUACACAUAAAAUUCUGUAGAAGGCAGUUUUAACUUUUUGAAGAAUAUCUUAGAAUACUUAAGAAAACAAAUGUAAAAAAUUCCGUUUUUUCCAGUGUCUAGCAUUUGUAAUGGGUAAUGAAUAUAUUUUUGGGGUUUUUUUGGUUGAUAUACAGUGAUGAUGGCAAUAUUGAUGAGCCAUACAUGAUGCUGUAGAUUAUUUUGAAUUAUGUUAAAUUAAAUGUACAGAAAUAAAAUACUAAUACUUGCAUUUAUACCAAAUUUUCCAAUUUGAACAAGGAGUAACACCACACAAAUCACUAAGUUUACAUUUCAACUUCUGCGUCAUUUGACUAUAUUGAUAAAUUCUUUAAACUGUAUAACCUGCCACUAUUAUGUAAUUUGGUUUCACUUUGUUUACUGUGUGUGAAUUUAGUAUAUUUAAGUUACUUUUUGUUACGCUUUAAUAUACUGUUUGUUUAGUUACAGUUUUUAAUUGAAGAUGGACUGUUAAAAUUGUCUAGGACCAGUGUCUCCUUAAUAUGAUUAACAUAUUUAGAAGAGCCACAAGAAACCCGUGACAAAAUGAAUGUGAAUAUACUUUCUAAAAUGUUCAGAAAAUUCUAUCGUUUUGCAUUUAUCAUGUAAAAUUAUUUUAGUAUUACAACACUGAAAUUUAUUUUAAAAAUGCCAUGAAACAUUGGAACUGAUGAGCCACAGAACUUCAGCAGAAAACUUUUUUCACUUUUUAGCAUGCUUCAAUAUACAUCUGAGUUAAAUGUCCUGCUUAACGGCCAUUUAUAAAUUCAAACACUCUAGCGCUGGUCAGGUGUGUGUCCUAGAAGUGCGUUCCCCGCAGUGUGAGUACGACGGUCACGCCCCUUCCCGGAGGCGCGGGGCGCGGCGAGGCCCAGGCGACGGUUUUGUGACGCUCCACGUUUCUAGUCUGUUAUUCCUCACCUAUUAUGAAUGUUUGCAGACGCAAAAGAAUUGAAUUUUGUAAUCUGUAAGAUAAUGCUAACUUCUACAGGUAGGCAUUCUGAAUAAAAUUCUUAAAAACAGCGAA
Molecule: messenger RNA, 7155 nt
Organism: Nyctereutes procyonoides (raccoon dog)
Lineage: Eukaryota; Metazoa; Chordata; Mammalia; Carnivora; Canidae
Gene: OSBPL8
Product: oxysterol binding protein like 8
Exons: 26
Cellular component (GO): cytosol; intracellular membrane-bounded organelle; membrane
Molecular function (GO): cholesterol binding
Source: RefSeq, a predicted model, not a curated record